This is a messenger RNA of Brettanomyces bruxellensis, 1374 nucleotides long. RefSeq lists its product as uncharacterized. Gene Ontology annotation, molecular function: GTPase activator activity. The transcript has a single exon. NCBI's taxonomy places the organism in Eukaryota, Fungi, Ascomycota, Pichiomycetes, Pichiales, Pichiaceae. Gene Ontology annotation, cellular component: Golgi apparatus. The record is from RefSeq and is a predicted model, not a curated record. Gene Ontology annotation, biological process: endocytosis; intra-Golgi vesicle-mediated transport; endoplasmic reticulum to Golgi vesicle-mediated transport. The coding region runs from base 1 to 1374 and encodes 457 amino acids.
AUGAAGUCAAGACAAGAAAAAGUGUUGCUAAGUCUCCUUAAUGCACCGGGAAACCGUAAUCAGUGCUGUGAGUGUUCAUCCUCAUACCCUACGUGGGCUUCGUGCAAUUUGGGUAUAUUUCUUUGUGGAAAAUGCGCAUCUGCCCAUCGUGCAUUGGGAGAGGAUGUCUCAGUUGUUAAAUCGUUGAGUUUGGAUACCUGGACUUCGGAAGAGCUCGAUUUCAUGGAGAGAAUGGGUAAUGACAGAAAUCACCGUGUGUGGAAUGCAAGACGGAUUCCAUUCCCGUUCAACGGAGAAGAUAAGGAUACAGUGAUCUCAUAUCUCAGAGAUAAGUACGUUUUGGGGAAGUUUAGGAACACACCAAUCUCUGAAGAAGACUACCAUCUGGAUGUUUUAAACUCAGGGGACUUUGAUAGGUCAUAUGGAGGAAGGAGAGAUAGAUUCAGAGAUUACGAAGAUAACGCCAGCUACACUUCUGGAAGUUCUGGAGGGUAUGGCAGUCAUAGAAGAUCGUCCAGGUCAAGAAGUUAUGCACGCUCGUAUAGUUCGAGAAAUGGAAGUAGUGCUUCAUUGACCUUGCAGCACAGGCCUUCAACAGGUGAAGAAAGGAGAAAAUACGGAGAUAUGGCACGAAAGAUGAAGUUUGACAUGGGCUAUGAGGAUCUGGAUCUUAACAUAGAAGCUCUUAGUCGGACACACGGCAAUUUAAGUCGUGCUGCAAGACUAGUUGAAAAUGAGGGAAGUUCAAGUAGACGAGAGGACUCUGAAACGCCACCACCUUUGCCCCAAAGAAGGGAUCAGGAAGGAAAGCAUAGCGAAAGCAGCUCAAGCUUGGCAAAAAAGCAGAAUGGAGAAACGUAUGAUUGGAUUGAUUCGAAUCCGAGUACUUCUGCACAAGCUAGUACGCCAAGCAGUGCACCAAAUAAUAGCGGCGACAAGAUAUAUCAGUAUGUUGAUCCAAAUACAGGCAUAUACUACUACUUGGAUAAAAAUGGACAGCAGUAUGUUGAUCCAGCCCAAAGUCAGAGAUUACAGAUGCAACAGACAGCAGCUUAUGGUGUUGCCGCCGGUGGUAUGCCAACUUCAAUGUUGGUAAAUCCAUCUGCUCCUACUGUUAAUCCCGGAGCCAGUACUAGUUCUCUGACUUUGAAUCAGUUGAAGCAACAGCAGCGGCAGCAGCAGCAGCAACAACAACAACAGCAAUUCCCGCAGCAGACCGGAAUGUUUACAUAUAUGCCUACGAAUGCAAUGCCUCAAUUCCAAACAGGAGUUGCCCCUAUGCAAUUUGCAAAUGGUGUUCCUCAGUACCAGCAGCCUCAGCAGCCUCAACAGCAAGCGCAAUUCCAGCAGCAGAAUAAAUUUACAGGUUUCUGA